Messenger RNA from Rhinopithecus roxellana (golden snub-nosed monkey), 1546 nucleotides. RefSeq names its product dehydrogenase/reductase 7B (gene DHRS7B). The coding region runs from base 299 to 1276 and encodes 325 amino acids. Gene Ontology annotation, molecular function: oxidoreductase activity. The record is from RefSeq and is a predicted model, not a curated record. The transcript has 7 exons. NCBI's taxonomy places the organism in Eukaryota, Metazoa, Chordata, Mammalia, Primates, Cercopithecidae. Gene Ontology annotation, cellular component: membrane.
AGACUGUUCAGAUUACUGUGACAUUAUAAUCAUCUUGAUAACUGUAUCGUGAAUUCUCCAACUAUGUUCUUCGCCGAAAGUCCACGGAACACCAACCACGACCUUCGGAAUUUCUCUCCGGAAGAUGAAGGCACUGUAGUUAUGCAGGUGGACCCUGUUCAGAUCUCGGGUCUAGCGGGUCCUACGUACACCUCGAGGGACGCCCGCCCAACGUGCAUGCGCAGCCUCAUCGCUGGGAUUGGACGGAGCCUCGCCGGCUGCGUUCACGUCAUUUCCGAGGCGGGAGGAUGGAUUGACUAUGGUCUCUCCGGCAACCAGGAAGAAUCUGCCAAAGGCGAGGGCCAUGGACUUCAUCACCUCCACAGCCAUCCUGCCCCUGCUGUUCGGCUGCCUGGGCGUCUUCGGCCUCUUCCGGCUGCUGCAGUGGGUGCGCGGGAAGGCCUACCUGCGGAAUGCUGUGGUGGUGAUCACAGGCGCCACCUCAGGGCUGGGCAAAGAAUGUGCAAAAGUCUUCUAUGCUGCUGGUGCUAAGCUGGUGCUCUGUGGCCGGAAUAGUGGGGCCCUCGAAGAGCUCAUCAGAGAACUCACCGCUUCUCAUGCCACCAAGGUGCAGACAUACAAGCCUUACUUGGUGACCUUCGACCUCACAGACCCUGGGGCCAUAGUUGCAGCAGCAGCUGAGAUCCUGCAGUGCUUUGGCUAUGUGGACAUACUUGUCAACAAUGCUGGGAUCAGCUACCGUGGUACUAUCAUGGACACCACAGUGGAUGUGGACAAGAGGGUCAUGGAGACAAACUAUUUUGGCCCAGUUGCUCUAACGAAAGCACUUCUGCCCUCCAUGAUCAAGAGGAGGCAAGGCCACAUUGUCGCCAUCAGCAGCAUCCAGGGCAAGAUCAGCAUUCCUUUUCGAUCAGCAUACGCAGCCUCCAAGCACGCAACCCAGGCUUUCUUUGACUGUCUGCGGGCCGAGAUGGAACAGUAUGAAAUUGAGGUGACCGUCAUCAGCCCCGGCUACAUCCACACCAACCUCUCCGUCAAUGCCAUCACCGCGGAUGGAUCUAGGUAUGGAGUUAUGGACACCACCACAGCCCAGGGCCGAAGCCCUGUGGAGGUGGCCCACGAUGUUCUUGCUGCUGUGGGGAAGAAGAAGAAAGAUGUGAUCCUGGCUGACUUACUGCCUUCCUUGGCCAUUUAUCUUCGAACUCUGGCUCCUGGGCUCUUCUUCAGCCUCAUGGCCUCCAGGGCCAGAAAAGAGCGGAAAUCCAAGAACUCCUAGUACUCCGACCAGCCAGAGCCAGGGCAGAGAAGCAGCACUCUUACACUUGGUUACGCUACAAGGGACAGUUGUAUUUGUUGAGACUGUAAUGGAGAUUUGUCUCACAAAUGGGAAAGACUGAAGAAACACGUCUCACGCAGAUCUGCUGGCAGAGGAAGAGAACCAAAAACAGCAACAAGCUUCUUCCCAGGGUGAGGGGAAACACUUCAGGAAUAAACAUGGAGCUGGGAUUUAACCCUAAAAAUAAGAAAUAAACAUCUCAAACAGUAA